GACACACUAUAGACACCUUUUGGCCAGUUGGCUUUUGUGUGUUGGAACAUAAAUAGUAUGAUUUUUUGGGGAUUUAUACAUCUAAAAACCUUCAUUUAGUGCACACCAAUAGACUGAAAGACUGUGGGUGGCGGGGGUGGCGCGUAUUAUUGGAUUUAAAUGAAAUAAGCACGCUAAAUGCACGUUAACGAGAUAACAGUUAGCCUGAUCUGUGAAGCUCGUCUUUUCUGAAGGAUAACUCCGGUUUGGAUUAGAGAGCGGCCGAGAGGAGGAGGUCCGGUGAAGCGAUGAGAAGCUCCAGAGAUGGCGAGGGAAAGAGCAGCUUUCUUUAGCCAGUUUGAGCAGGAGAUAAUCCUGAAGACCUUUGAGGAGUACAAGAACAUCAUAACUGCUAAAUGCAACACAGCAGCAGCUUCCAGGUCCAGGGUGGAAGCAUGGCAGAAGAUAGCAGAGAGGUUAAACGCAUCCAACCCCAAUAACGUGAAAAGAACCUGGCAGCAGGUCAAAGUCAAGUAUAAGAACAUCGUACAAUGUGCGAACAGGAAAAGAGCGCAGAAGCAGAUGCUUGGAGGGGGAGUAUCUGCGUCCGGAUUCACCCCCGCGGAGGAGCUGGCACUGUGGCAGAUCAGAGGAAGACCCAUGAUGGAUGGCAUUGCCUGGGCCGGGCCUUCGGAACAGACUGGAUCAUGUGUUCGGAGCCCCAGUUCCACAGAGGCAGAAAGUUCAGGUCCGCUUUUACAGCAUGGGCCCACCAUUAUUGACAGCGCAGAAGAACCUAUCGAUCAUUCUGAUUCAGACCACGAUGAGAAGAACAUAGUAGUGUGUUCUCAUUCUGACCAGGUGAAUGAUACAUUCAUCAGCCCUGAAGAACCCGGUCCUUCUGGCCCAUUUCGACAUACUGAUGAAGAGAGUGACGAGGACGUGACCUCGCUCUACAAACGCUACCUCAAACAGGAGAUCGCUUACCGACAGCUGAAGAUGAAGAAGCUGGAGAAGGAGAUCCAGUUGCUUGAUAAAAAGCUGGAUGUGAGUUAGAGCUCGUCAGGAUGUCAGUAGCCCUAUCUGGACGGGAAUAAAAAAUAUAUUAUUUUUUU
Molecule: messenger RNA, 1094 nt
Organism: Astyanax mexicanus (Mexican tetra)
Lineage: Eukaryota; Metazoa; Chordata; Actinopteri; Characiformes; Acestrorhamphidae
Product: GT1 domain-containing protein
Exons: 8
Coding region: 304-1035 (243 amino acids)
Source: RefSeq, a predicted model, not a curated record